AUGUCUGGUGCCUACGCGCAAGCACGAAUGAAUCAUCAAGUCUCCUCCCAGCCUCGGAAAGCACUGAGGGGCCCGGAUCGCCCCAUCGCCUUGCGUCAAGAGUACGUCACCGACUCGAAAACAACCCUCGUCCUCAGUCCCCAAGGCGACGCCCAGUCGGUGACGGCGUACAAAGCCAAAGACGAAGAUGGACGGACUAUCUUCACCGCGAGCGGGUGGAAAUACAAUAAUGGCUCAUGCCGAGAGUUCCGCGAUGCCUCUGGCUUGCCUCUCUUUGAGCUUCACAGAAAGAUCUCCCUCAAAAGCGCAUGGUACAUUACGCUGCCGGGAGGUGAUCGUGAAGUUACAUUAGCGACAGGCGCUCCCCGACUUGCGCCUGCAUUUGGAAACUUCAGUAUCUCAUUGCAAAAUAGGGCGUCGGAAACAAAGUCAGAAGCUGACAAGGAGCUGACGCUCAUUGUUGAGCGGCAUGGGCGCGUUUUGCAAAGCUUCGAUGUUAUCGAUGGUGACAGAAAGGUAGCGGAAGUGUGCGAGAGUAUACGUCACAACGAUAAAUUGGCACUGAAGCCUAGUUCGCGGAGGGGCCAUCGGCCUGCCCUGGAUGUUGUUAUAUCUCCUGGGGUGGAUAUGUCAUUGGUUGCGGUUAUUGCCGUCAUUGCCUCGGAUAGCGUCUAUGGUACAGAAUCCAGCUGA
This is a messenger RNA of Aspergillus pseudoviridinutans, 693 nucleotides long. RefSeq lists its product as uncharacterized. The coding region runs from base 1 to 693 and encodes 230 amino acids. The transcript is spliced from 2 exons. NCBI's taxonomy places the organism in Eukaryota, Fungi, Ascomycota, Eurotiomycetes, Eurotiales, Aspergillaceae. The record is from RefSeq and is a predicted model, not a curated record.